CUUCCAAACAGGACGCAGCACUUUCCAGAAAACGUUCAGAGCAAGAACAAUCUUCAGCCAUGGCCGAGAGACGCAUUCCCUUCAGCUUCAUGCACGGCCCAUCCUGGGACCCUUUCCGCGACUGGUACCAGGGCAUCCGGGUCUUUGAUCAACCUUUCCGGAUGCCGCCCUUCUCUGAGGAGACGUCCACUUUUCCCAGCACACACUGGCCAGGAUACAUUCGGCCCUUUGGAUUUUCUGAAAUGGCUCCUUUAUUGCAGCGCCAAAUGGCUCAGAUGUUGCCCUCUUCGACCAUGAUGCAUCCCCUGAACUACAGCCGGGCACUUUUCCGAGAGAUGAGCUCAGGAAUGUCUGAGAUAAAGCAGACGCCGGAAGCCUGGAAGAUCAGCCUGGACGUCAGUCACUUCGCCCCAGAGGAGCUGACGGUGAAGACCAAAGAUGGGGUGGUGGAGAUCACUGGCAAACAUGAGGAGAGGAAGGAUGAACAUGGCUUUGUGUCCAGAUGUUUUACCAGAAAAUACACUCUGCCCUUUGGUGUUGACUCUGAGAAGAUCACCUCCUGUCUGUCUCCUGAGGGCGUCCUGACCAUUGAGGCUCCUCUGCCCAAACCUGCCACCCUGGGCUCUGAAAUCAACAUCCCUGUUAACACAGGCAGCGCAGUGACUGCAAACACGACAAAGAAACCCUGAGCACUAUGACAUGCUCACACACACACACACACACACACACACAAGCAGGUCAGAACGGUACUUUGAACUUGUUCACAAAAGCAAAUUC
Molecule: messenger RNA, 777 nt
Organism: Carassius carassius (crucian carp)
Lineage: Eukaryota; Metazoa; Chordata; Actinopteri; Cypriniformes; Cyprinidae
Product: heat shock protein beta-1-like
Exons: 3
Coding region: 60-689 (209 amino acids)
Biological process (GO): response to heat; protein refolding
Molecular function (GO): protein folding chaperone
Source: RefSeq, a predicted model, not a curated record